AUGACUGCUGAGAAUUUUGACGACGACUACUAUUACUACUACUACGACUACUAUCGUUUUGUGGAAUUCAUAUUUUCCUGUGGCACUCUGCUGCCCCUCACGGUCCCCCUGAUCAUAGCUUUCAGCGUUUCCGUGGCAGUAGGACUGGUUUUGGGGGCCCUGGUCUACGUGUUUCUGACUUGGUUGUCGCGGCGCAGUGCAGGCUCUGCGCGUAUCACCAGGAGCCCCCCUCCACGCCAAUCUCGCACCUCCCCUAGAAACCACCCCGGUUUCAACCGCAGCAGCAGCAGCAACAGCAACAACAAGAGCCAUGACCGGCGGAGCAACAACAGCCUGCUGAGCGCCGCUUUCACCUUCCACCGUCAGAAUUCGAGCCUGGAUCCCCUCGACCCGCUGGGGCACAAGUCGAGCUUCAGGGCGUCCACUUUCCACCCUCUCCUCCACUGUAGCCAGAUAGCCAGAGAGGCGGAGGAAGGGAGCCAGGCGUCGCUGCCCCGCACACCGGUGUUGACCACCUCCACCGGAUCAGCCCACGCGACCGGAACCCUAGCCAGACCCCAUUCGUUUUGGGGGGACGGCAUAAGGGGUUUUCAGGCUACACAAACCCCUCCUCCUGCUUAUGAGAGCAUUAUCCGGGCCUAUCAGGAAACGCACACCUAG
Hippocampus comes (tiger tail seahorse) is the source of this 660-nucleotide messenger RNA. It is a transcript of the gene myct1a, whose product is annotated as myc target 1a. The transcript is spliced from 2 exons. The record is from RefSeq and is a predicted model, not a curated record. Gene Ontology annotation, cellular component: nucleoplasm. Bases 1 to 660 code for a protein of 219 amino acids. NCBI's taxonomy places the organism in Eukaryota, Metazoa, Chordata, Actinopteri, Syngnathiformes, Syngnathidae.